AUGGAGGAGUGCGCGCAGUGCGGGGAGCGCGCCGUGGAUUACGAUGACCAGGCGUUAGCACUAGUGUGCGCGCGAUGCGGCCACGUGUCGGACGAGUCGCAGCUUACGUCGCGCGUAGAGUUCGACGAACUUGGCCGGGCGGGCGGCGUGCGCGUUGGCGGCGGGGGAGGCGCGGGGGAUGGCGGAGAGCCCCGCUCGUGGAUGUGGACGGCGGGGGCGGGCGGGGGGCGAUUUGGCGGAGGGUGGGGGGAUGGGGCGGCGGAGACGAAGUGGGGAGGCGGAGGAAAGUCAGCGGAGUUUAAGAGGCGGAAGAAUAAGCGCGAGUGGGAGGAGCGGGUGGGCGCGGUGGUGGCGGGGCUGCGCGUGCCGGAGGGCGUGCGGGGGGACGCGGUGGGGGUGGCGGAGCGCGUGCUGGAGGGGAGGUGGGGCUCGGGGCAGUGGAUGGGGGUGCUCAUGGCGGCUGCGGUGUACAUCGCUGUGCGCAACAGACGCCUGCCCGUGUCCAUGGGGGAAGUGGCGGUGAGUGCCGAGGGGGAUGUGGGCAUGGGGGAGGUCGCGCACGCCACGGAGUGCGAGCUGGCAGCGGUGUGGGCCAUGUUCAAGCGCAUCAUGGCUUACUUCCCCAUGCUGCAGGUACCUCCUAGUAUUCCUGUGCCGUUCUUUGUUCGCCUGCGUCUGUUUGAUGGUGUCUACGACAAUCCUUUGACGCGUUAUUCCGCCGGAGCAGGUGGAUCCGGUCAGCCAUGUGUGGAGGGCGGUGCAUGCCAUGCCUGCACUCAGGGACUGGCAGGGCGAGGGUGGAAGGCAGGCGAUAGUGGGGGACGCCAUGAGGCUGCUCACCUUCGCUCACUCCCUCUCCCUGCACACCGGCCGCCAUGCCGCCCCGAUAGCAGCGGCGGCGCUGCUGCUGGUGGCGGGGGCGAGGGGGGUGGUACUGGGAGAAGCGGAGCUGUGCGCAGCCAUGGCAGUCCCACCAGCCACAGUGAGGCAGCGCUUCUCAGAGCUCACGCGCGCCCUCACGCGCCUUGCACGCUCGCUGCUGCUCCCUGGCGCCAACCACGUGUCCUCCCAGGCGGCCUUCCACCGCCUCCUGCCCUCCAUCCUUGCGCCGCACAGAUUCUCCUUGCUCCAUUCCUAAUCACACCUCGCCCCCCCUCCCAGCUGCUGCCGUCGCCGUCUCGAGUGGGCCAUCGCUUUGUGAUGCCAUCUGCUGACGUGGACAGGCAUGCUGAUGUGGCGGAUCAAGCUGGUGAUGUGGCAGAUCAAGCUGCUGAUGUGGCGGAUCAAGCUGCUGAUGUGGCGGAUCAAACUGCUGAUGUGGCGGAUCAAGCUGCUGAUGUGGCUACCCCGAGUGGUGGAUCUCCAAGAGGUGAAAGAGGAGGGGCAGAGCAGGCAAGGAAGGCAGGUGGUGUAAAAAGCGGAGGCGGGACGGGGGAAGGCGAGGGUCCAGGCGGAGAGCAAGGAGAGGAACGAGGAGACAGAGGGGGAGAUGGAGGAGAGGAGGGUGCAUUGGAGGGGGGCGAGGGGCGGUGCUCCAAUGAGCUGCUGCCACCUGCAUUUGAAGACAGCGUGCUGGCUCAUCAACGGCGCACUGGGCUGCUCAACCACGCCCGCCACCGCCUGCAGCACACCAAGCGCGACCGCUGGGGGCGUGCUGGGAGGGGAGGGGCAGGGGAAGGGUUGGCGGAGGGAGGAGCAGGGGAGGGCAGCAAGGUUGGGGGCGAAGGGGACGAGGGCGAGGAGGAGGGUAGAGGGGUGGAGAGGGGUUGUGAUGGGUCGAGAAUGGAGGUGCUGUGGCGGUGGGAGGGGGUGUGUGUGGAUGAUAAGGGGGGUGAGGGGGGAGGGAAGAGGGUGAAGAGAAGCAUAAGGUGCUUCGACGAGGGAGGUGGUGUGGGGGGAAAGAGGCCGGAAGGGCGAGGGAGUGGCAACGAGGAGGCUGUUGUGGACUGGCUGCUGCUGCAACAGGUGAGAAGCAUGAGGUGCUUUGACGAGGGUGGUGAUGAGGGGACACAGAGGCAGCACGGGCGAGGGAGUGGCAACGAGGAGGCUGUUGUGGACUGGCUGCUGCUGCAGCAGGUGGAGUGGUGGUCGACUUUUUCUCGCAAUUCCGUUGAAAUUGCUGCUGUUCUUUCUCCAGGCCUGGCGGACCCAGGGGCAACAGCAUCAGGAUGGUACCGCUCUGCUGCUUCCACCGUCAUGGAUCGCCAUAUCACUCUCGCCUCAAGCGCUGCCCUCCCCUCAAGUGCUGCCCUCCCCUCAAGCAGUGCUCUCCCCUCAAGUGCUGCCCUCCCCUCAAGCAGUGCUCUCCCCAUGGAACAACGACUUGACACGGUCCUUGCUGCGCUUCUCCCCCUGCAUGCUGCUCUCCCUUGA
Molecule: messenger RNA, 2373 nt
Organism: Closterium sp. Naga37s-1
Lineage: Eukaryota; Viridiplantae; Streptophyta; Zygnematophyceae; Desmidiales; Closteriaceae
Source: the annotation of a GenBank genome assembly